CUUGCGGACAUUAUGAGACCAUCUCUAUUCCAAUCAACACCGUACGCCAGAUUGUGAUCACUGUUGGUGUAUUCUAUGACAUUUGUUUGAUAAUUUACAACAUCAAAUCCCCCAUACAUGUUGGCCAUUACCAUUCUCAUGUUCUCGACUUCACUGAAUUUAAUUCUCCAUAUACCGCCACUUGUCUUUAUGCUAUUGAUUGGCUUAUUGAUGUUUCGCUUGUCAAAUAUUCUCAAAUUCUCGUCGUAUGAGCCGACAGCGAUGAUGUUUUGAUCAUGUGGUGAAUUCGCUAUGGUUGUUACACCACCUUCGAAUCUUGUUGGAUGCGAUUGGAGUGUCUACACCUGAUCGGAGAUCCCAGCACUUGAGUAUGCAAUCAUCUGCACCUGUAUAGAUAAUAUCAUUCGGCUUGUAAUGAUCCCAAGCGGCAAUCCAUGUCUCAUAAUCAUGAGCCUGCCAAUCAACUAGCACCUGUUCAGUAGCACUGUUGACGGUGAGUGCUCUGCCGUCUGACAUUGAAACUGCCACGAUUGGCUCAACUUCUUUCCGUGAAUUAGACCAAUCGAGUGAUAAAGCUAGCGACUGAUUGUCUGAUUUGCAAUCAACCAAGCUUAGUUGUUUGAGCUUCUUAUUUUCAUAUUUAUCAACAGACAAGUAACCUUUGGCAUCGACUACGGCUAUAAAGUCUUUCAUCCACUUUAUAUCUAAAGUACCGGGUGUGGAUUUGCUAUCUAUUACGUUAAACUUUCUUUCCUUACAAUCGUAUAAAAUACAAUCUCCUUGCCUCUCUUGAUGACUGAUUAGACCUUGCUCAUUAGUUUUUGUUUCAACCAAUUCGUACGUUCCAACGGCGUAUAGAUCUAAUAAACUAUUAUAUUCUACUGAACAUGCUGUAUUAUUGAAGCUUAUCUGAUCAAAUACUUGCAUACUCGCUUGUUUCUCUACUUCGAAGUAAUUAAUGGAUCCUAUAAAGCAGGAAUUGUUAAAAUCUGGUAAAAUAGAUCCAGUAAAUUUAUUGCCUUCGAAAAUUACACUAGCUAAAUGAUCUAUUAGUCUAAAAUACAGAGCGUUCCACAAGAAAGACUGAAUCAAUUUCAAUCAGGUUCAAACUUCAAAUCAGCAAAGGAUAGGCAGAAGGAGCUCGACGAACAGCGUAGGCGUGAAGAGGAAGAGUAUACAAAAGAGGCUUAUAAAGAAUACCUGGAUGCUUUUGAUGACGUUAAGCAGUCCGCUUUUGUUAGAAGUGAUGGAAGAAGACAGCCACAACAUAAUUCUUCUAGCUAUUCACAGAAAUCUCAGCCGGUAGAACUCAAUUCACAAGGCAAAGUUAAGGGCAAGACACAAAUGGACAGCUUUUUACAAGAGCUGAAGCGUGAGCAAGCCGGUAGAGGCCCAAACAAACCAGACAUGGGUAGUCAGAGCGAGAUAGAUCCUCAUUCGACCAACAUAUACGUCGCGAACCUUCCAAUAAACAUUGAUGAGCAGAUGUUCGGUGAAUACUUCUCCCGCUAUGGUCCCAUUGCCUCUGUUAAAAUUAUGUGGCCACGUCAAGAAGAUCAAUCGAGGUUCAAGCAACCAGGAUAUGCGGGAUUCGUUAGUUAUAUGUCGUGCAAAGAUGCUGAGUUAGCUGUCAAAGAACUUGAUGGUUCAGAUUGGCAGGGACAUGCUUUAAAGCUUGAUUGGGGUAAACGCGUCAGGUUACCUUCAAGAGCUAUAUUUGAAGGUCCUGUCAAACGACCUGCGAUGCCAGCCAGUUAUUACGAUGAACGCGAUUCUAAGCGAACGCGGACAGAAGAGACAAUCAAUGAAGGUCAUAGUACUGUCACAUUUGAUACAGAAACUCUCAAUUUCUUGAUGAGUGUCGUCUAUAAUGCGAAAUCUCAUAAGUAUGGUCCAAUAGCAGGUUUCAAUGAACUUAAAAUGACCGGCGUUCAAUACACUUUCCUGAAUGAUGAGCAUGAUCCAAAGACUACUUUCGUACACAAUCGACUGCAGGACCUUAUACCAUUCGAUGAUGAUCAGCCAACGAAUGAUUCUGAUGCGGAAUUAACUGAUGAAGAACGAUCUGAACAUGAGAAGCUUCAAAAACAGAAGCAAAAUGAUUUAGGACCAAUAGCUAGGAAACAAUUUGAGAUUAUGUUGAGACAAAUUUCACCUAAACGGUAUUCAAUUGCGAAAUUGAUGGUUUUCGCAAUAGACCAUUCAGAGAGCUACAGGGAGAUUGUCGAUAUCUUAAUCAAAUCGUUAUUGAACGUUUCAACACCAGUCCCACGAAAGAUCGCGAGGUUGCACCUCGUUUCAGAUAUAUUGGCGAACAGUGCGGUUGGUGUAUCAGGUGCCUGGAGGUAUAGAGACGAAAUACAGAAGCAUCUAGAUAAAGUUUUUGAACAUCUGGGUCUAGUAAGGUCCGUAUUCCCAAGCAAGCUCAGCCAAAAUUUCUUCAAAGAGCGUGUUGAAGUGGUGUUGAGGGUCUGGAGUGAAUUGUUUAUAUUCCCUGAGAACAUACUUGACAGCUAUAUGUUGAAAUUAGAGGAUAAUGGAAAAAAAGCAGUAUCAGAAUUGAAAAGCAACAGUACGCUAAUAAGUCAACAGGACAAUGAGAGUAUAUCCAGUAAUCCAAUCACACCUGUUUCUGAUGAGACAUUGAAGCCAACUGGUUUUAGACCUAUUGGCAAAGAACCAGAAGAAAGCAUCGAUGGUGCACUUUUGGAAGAUCUGGAUGGUGCACCAAUGCAGGACGAUAUUGACGGAGAGCCAAUGCAGGACGACAUUGAUGGAGAGCCCAUGCAGGACGAUAUAGGUGCCCAGCCACUCGAAGACGAAGACAUCGACGGGGAAGCAAUAUAGAUAGUGAAAGAGAUAUGUAAAGCAUACUAAUGAAUAGAUAAUUGUAAUAAUAUAUAUAGUUG
This is a messenger RNA of Wallemia mellicola CBS 633.66, 2909 nucleotides long. RefSeq lists its product as hypothetical. Gene Ontology annotation, molecular function: RNA binding. The transcript is spliced from 6 exons. The record is from RefSeq and is a predicted model, not a curated record. NCBI's taxonomy places the organism in Eukaryota, Fungi, Basidiomycota, Wallemiomycetes, Wallemiales, Wallemiaceae. Gene Ontology annotation, cellular component: nucleus. The coding region runs from base 1345 to 2847 and encodes 500 amino acids.